UGCGUUAUGCUAAUUUUUGUUUUGUGAACGAAGUCGUCAUACCGAACAAUGGCUUCGUCGUCUAAUGCCGGGACGAUGUUUGCGUGCGCUCCGCUUGCAUUGGUAUUAUUCAUGACAAACUGCAAUGUCUUGUCGCAUCCUACUAAAAAUAUUUUCAACAAGUCGUCGUUACAUCCUGCGCCAAUAUGGCGUAAGAACGAACGAAUGCAAAGCAACAUAAAAGAUGUCGGCAAAGUUCUCACUUAUUUUCAAAGGAAAGACAAGAGCGGAAAUUUUAUAAACUCAUUGAAUUGGUGGAAAGAGAUCAAAACAAGGCAGUCAGAUGCGCUUCUUUCAGAUAAUGUGCUAUUGCAGGUUUCGCCGUCUUUAGUUAAAAAUGGUCAGUUCGUAACCAUCACAUGGGAUGGCGUGGAGAAUGCUUCCCCAAAUGAUAGCAUUGCGUUGUAUUGUCCUCAAACAUCGAAGGACAGUGAUUAUAUCGACUUUUUCGCUGUUGAUGUAUCACCUACUUCUAAACAUGGCUAUGGGAAGCAUUCGGUUCAAUUGUACAACGUUCGUACAAACUGUGAGAUGAGAUAUUUUCGGAAUAUCACCCAGAAACAACAGCGGUUGGUAGCAAAAAGUAACGUAAUAAUGUUUGAAGGUGGACCAGAGAUGCCAUUACAGAUUCACCUUGCUUUGACUGGUGAUCCUACAGAAAUGAGGGUGAUGUGGGUCUCGGGGACUGAUGAAACUCCAUUAGUUAAGUUCGGCAAGGAUGAACAUCUUGGUACUAUUGUCGAAGGAACAACUGAAACGUACAGGUCGUCCGAUCUUUGCUUCUUAAAUGGAGUUUUUAUCGAUCCUGGUUUCAUUCAUGAUGUUAUUUUAACUGGGUUGGAUCCUUCGACGACAUAUUAUUAUUCUUGUGGUGUAGAUCAACAUAUGAGCAAAGUGCGAACAUUUAAAACAGCUCCACCUGUCGGUUCAAACAUACCGUACAAGUUUAUAGUCUAUGGUGAUAUGGGUUUACGGCCUCCUGCUCAUGAUACGGCGAAAUAUGUUCUAAACGAUGUGCUAAAUGGAUAUGAAUUUAUAUUUCAUAAUGGUGACAUUUCUUACGCCCGUGGAUAUGCGUACAUCUGGGAACAAUGGCAUGCAUUGAUUGAACCAUACUCCAGUAUAGUACCAUACAUGGUUGGUAUUGGUAACCAUGAACAGGACCAUUUGGAUAAUUCUAGCAAGGAUCCUAGUGGGGUAACAGGCAGUGGUUGGCAUCCUUGGUGGGGGAACUACGGUGAUGAUUCAAACGGAGAAUGUGGCGUACCUAUGUUUCAUCGUUUUCACAUGCCUGAGACCGGAAACUAUCUUUGGUGGUAUAGUUAUGAUUAUGGUCUGGUGCAUUUCAUUAUGAUGAGCACAGAGCAUGAUAUGAGUCCUGAAUCAAGACAAUAUAAGUGGUUGGAGAAAGAUUUAAAAAAAGUGAAUCGUUCAAAGACCCCUUGGGUCAUACUUGGAGGGCAUCGACCUAUGUACACUAGUGAGCUGAUUCUAGAUGACAUUUUUGUAUCACUGGGCAUGCAACUUUUGUUUGAAGAUCUCUUGUACAAAUACCGCGUUGACUUAGCACUGUGGGCACAUUAUCAUAGCUACGAACGAACAUGUGCCGUCUACAAAAAAAAAUGUAUCAAAGACGGAGUGAUACAUAUCACCAUAGGAACAGCGGGGAAAGAAAGGGAUACAGAACCCUAUGAGAGGGAGGAAUGGUCUUUGUUUCAACGAAAAGAUAAUCCGUACGGCUACGGUCAGAUGACAGUCGCCAACCGAUCGGCAAUGCAUUGGAAGUACUUUGUGAAUAGUGAAGAAAGGGUUGUGGAUGAUGUUUGGUUGAAAAAAUCAGAGAAGAAGAGCGUCUUUUAUUGAUCUUGUUUAAACAUAACAUUUUCAUACUUUUGUAAUGACUUGACAUCGGAAUUUGAUUAAUAAAUUUAAUGGUCCUCUUUAACUGCGAACUUCCUCCUGAUAUAUAAAAUAUAAUUGAAAGUUUUAUCACUUUAAUUAAUGUAAUUGUAACUAAUGAUGGUUAAUAUUUCAUAGGUAUUAUAUAUGGUAUUACUGUGUAUUGUA
Molecule: messenger RNA, 2106 nt
Organism: Xenia sp. Carnegie-2017
Lineage: Eukaryota; Metazoa; Cnidaria; Anthozoa; Malacalcyonacea; Xeniidae
Product: probable purple acid phosphatase 20
Exons: 7
Coding region: 49-1902 (617 amino acids)
Molecular function (GO): metal ion binding; acid phosphatase activity
Source: RefSeq, a predicted model, not a curated record